AUGACGACAGAAGAACGCUGGAACGCUCUUUAUUCAGUAUUGAACCUUCGGGGCGAUCUCAAUGCUUGCUUACAGCAUGUGUUCGUCAAAAGACUUGAAUGUCUGAAAGUUGAACUACAGCAUGAGGUUCUCCGAGCAAAUUCUCGCGUUUACGAGGGCAAAGCUGUUAUUAUUGGAGGUACAAUAACAGGUUUUGUGUCCAGAUUGGAGGCUAUUCGAACGACCAACCCGUUCGCAAUUUUGGCGGAGGAGGCAUCAGAAGUGAUGGAGCCUCUCCUUGUUUCAUGCUUUAGCUCAUCUACACGAAAACUGGAAAAGAUCGGAGAUCAUAUGCAGCUGCAGCCGUCCGUAAUGGGCCCGAAUCGACUUCGAGCGAGCGAACAAGAUUAA
Molecule: messenger RNA, 390 nt
Organism: Peronospora belbahrii
Lineage: Eukaryota; Oomycota; Peronosporomycetes; Peronosporales; Peronosporaceae
Source: the annotation of a GenBank genome assembly